GUCUUUUUUCUCUUCAAUGUUGUUGGUUCAGCUACUGAUGCUGCUACCAGCCUUCAUUGUUGCAUCCACACAGCCUCAAAUGUCUCAAACUUAUAUCAUCCACAUGGACCAUUCCUCAAAACCUGACCACUUCUCAGACCACGAGUCAUGGCAUCAACACACUGUAAACUCCGUUUCAUUGACUUGUCGUGAAGAUAAAGAGCCAUUUCUCUACUCUUAUACACAUGUCAUGCAUGGGUUCAGUGCUAAGCUCACCCCUUGUCAACUAACAGAGGUCGAGAAGUCUCCUGCUCAUGUUGCCACUUACAAAGAGUCAUUCGGCAAGCUGUUCACCACCCAUUCGCCGGAGUUUCUUGGACUGAAACGCAGUUCCGGCAUAUGGCCAACCGCUUCAUACGGGAAAGACGUGAUUAUAGGAGUAAUCGACACCGGAAUUUGGCCGGAAAGUGAGAGCUUUAGCGAUAAAGGGAUGUCUAAAGUACCGGCAAGAUGGAAAGGGAAGUGCGAGAAUGGCACAGCUUUCAUCCCGUCGCUUUGCAACAAGAAACUCAUCGGAGCUCGAUCUUUUAGCAAAGGGCUCCAGGCAGCAGGUAUUAAUAUCUCCACUGAGUACGACUUUGACUCAGCUAGAGACUUCAUGGGUCAUGGGACCCACACAUCAUCCACAGCUGCAGGUAGCUAUGUCUUCGGUGCGAGUCACUUCGGUUAUGCAAAAGGAGCAGCGAGAGGCAUAGCACCAAGCGCACAUGUCGCCAUGUACAAAGUCCUCUGGUCAUCUGACACAUUCGCAUCCGCAGCUACUGACAUUCUAGCUGGCAUGGAUCAAGCAAUUUCCGAUGGGGUCGAUAUAAUGUCAAUAUCUCUAGGGUUAGGUCAAACACCCUACUACGAGGAUGUAAUUGCCAUUGCAUCACUUUCAGCCAUAGAGAAAGGGAUAGUUGUAGUUUGUGCAGCUGGAAACGAAGGACCAAGUUCAAGUUCAAUAUACAACGGUGCACCAUGGAUCAUGACCGUAGGUGCAGGGACCAUUGACCGGAGUUACCUAGCCACAUUGGAGCUCGGAAAUGGGUUGAAAUUCGAAGGGACGUCUUACUUUCCACAACGCGUUUCUAUAACCAAUACACUAUUGUACUUUGGACGCGAUGAUCCGAAGAAAUCCGGAUGUGUAUCUCUGAGUAGAACCGAAGUCAUGGAAAAAGUAGUAGUGUGUGACACCACCAACCUGACGGAUCUUUAUGGGCAAAUGGAAGUAGUAAGCAACGCAGGUGCAUACGGUGCAAUUUUCUUGACAGAAUCAUUGUUUCUUGAUCCGGAGGACUAUUCCAUUCCAGGCAUAUUGUUGCCUACUCGAUACGGAAACGAAAUAAUGGAAUACGCAUGGAGAAACACAUCGAUUGUGAAAAGUAUGCAAUUUGUGUCAACGAAAACAGGCUCCGGACCAGCACCCGAAGUUGCAUAUUUCUCUUCCAGAGGACCUGAUCCUAUCAGCCCACACAUUCUAAAGCCUGAUAUUCUUGCUCCUGGAGUAGAUGUGCUUGCAGCAGUGAGACCAGAUGUGCCUUUCAUGGACGCUGGAGGCUAUGACUUGCUAACAGAUUAUGCUCUUUACUCUGGUACAUCAAUGGCAGCUCCACACGUGGCUGGAGUUGCAGCGUUGGUGAAAGCUGUUCAUCGUGACUGGAGUCCAGCAGCUAUCCGGUCAGCUAUAAUGACAACUGCAACCAAAGGAGACAAUAAACUAGGAACUAUUCAUGACCAAUGGAACGGACUCACGGCUACACCAUUAGGGUUUGGGGCAGGCCACGUUAACCCUAACGGAGCCAUGGACCCUGGACUUAUCUAUGAUUUGGAUACACAAGAUUAUAUUCAGUUUUUAUGUGAUCUUGGAUACAAUGAAACACAAAUGGGUGCUGUUAUAAGAAGAAGUCGAUGGGGUUGCCAUAUUAACCAUACAGAUCUUAACUACCCUUCGUUUAUCGCCAGUUUCAACCAAACCACUUCUCUAUCAGAAAAGCAGUUCACCAGGACCUUAACAAAUGUUGGAGUUCCUGGAUCCACCUACUGGGCUUCUCUAGAGAUUCCUUCUGGAAUGAUAGUCAGCGUGGAGCCUAAUACCAUCAAAUUUGCUAGCAAAUAUCAGAAGCAGAAGUUUGUACUGAGCAUAAAAGUGGACAAAAACGCUCCAAAAGUUAACUAUGGUUAUCUCAAAUGGAUCGAUGACAAUAACCACACGGUGUCUAGCCCUAUCGUUGUCACCAGUUAUUGAUAUAAGUU
This is a messenger RNA of Lactuca sativa (garden lettuce), 2274 nucleotides long. RefSeq names its product subtilisin-like protease SBT3. The record is from RefSeq and is a predicted model, not a curated record. Gene Ontology annotation, molecular function: serine-type endopeptidase activity. Gene Ontology annotation, biological process: proteolysis. Lineage: Eukaryota; Viridiplantae; Streptophyta; Magnoliopsida; Asterales; Asteraceae.